GAGAGGGUGUAUACAAGUGUGUUACUGACGUUUGCGAAAAGGAGUUGUUCUUAUUAAUUUAACUUCUGUCACUGUAGACGAAAAGACUAAACAGUAAGAUCAAAACUUGGACCGUAACAUGUUGCCAUUUUAGUGAGUGUAAUUGUCCAGUUAUGCACACAAGCACUGCUGUGCAAAGUGUAUCCCUAGCGACAACCAUCACUGCAUCAGGCACACUUGUGGCUAGUACAGAACUACAUAUAGUUCAGCAAUUGUUCUGUCAUGGACACUCACGGUCUGAGGUAAUCAUUGCCCACCCUAGUUUGUCAGCGUUUUUGUAUCAUCACCGUCCUCUGAACAUUUGAAGGCUUGCAGACCAUAGUUGCAGACCUAUCUUGAGCAGCUGAGCGCCAUUUCAGCCAUAUUCACAGCUUAGCUGCUUUGCAUGAUGUGUGCUGUUGAUAUUAUCUGAUGUACAAACAGUAAAUUAUUGAUGCUGAAUACUCUCACCUAGAGCUGUGCUUCCAACCAGUGUGCCAUCAUCCCAUGCAACGAAAACAUGUCGGUGAGAAAGCUGUUGCAACUUUUUCACUGGGGCCCAAUCCUUGCCUUGACAGUUAUUUUUACCAUUUCCACAUUGACUAUUAUCUGUGAUCUUAUGUGGUGGCCUUUGACAUCAGUUGGGGGAAUAGUGAAUUUCAUAGUCUUUUUAUUUUGGAAUUUCCUAACUUUAUACAACUAUUUCAAGGCAGCUCUUAUUGGCCCUGGCUUUGUUUCACCUGGAUGGGAACCAGCUGAUAAAAGAAAUAGAAAGUUUUUACAGUAUUGCUCCCUGUGUCAGACAUACAAAGCACCCAGAUCUCAUCAUUGCAGAAAGUGUAAUAAAUGUGUGAUGAAGAUGGACCACCAUUGCCCCUGGAUAAAUACAUGCUGUGGUCAUUACAAUCAUGGAUACUUUGUUUAUUUUCUUUUUUGGGCUCCGUGUGGAUGUAUACAUGCCACAUGCAUUCUUAUACCCUCAAUAUACAGGGCUCUGAAUAGGCACUACUAUAUAUUUUAUGGAACAGGCCAGCCCAUUGUGCAUUUAAGUAUUUUUGGAUUCAUCAUGGUGAUGUUUGCCACAGGCCUGGCUAUUGGUGUCAUCAUAGCUGUUGGGAUGCUGUUCUAUAUUCAGAUGAAGAGUAUCCUGAAGAAUGAAACUGGCAUUGAAUCUUGGAUAAUUGAUAAGGCAAAAGACAGAGAAAGAGAAGAGGAUGAGGAUCCAGUGUUUGUCUAUCCUUAUAACCUGGGCUGGAAAAGAAACCUGAGAGAAGUGUUCACCUGGUCGGGCCUGCCAAAGUCAGAUGGUUUUGUCUGGAACGUGGCAAAAGGCUGUAAUCAGUAUACAUUUACAAUUGAACAAAUCAAACAAAAGGCUCAGAAAAGGGAGAGAACUGUGAAAUACACUGUGAUGAAAAAGUACUCUGGAUCCCUGUGUCCAAUCACUAAAGGUUGUAGAGUUAUCUGUAACAUUCCAUGUACGGAUGAACCAAGAAUCAAAGUGGAUAAAGGAGAUGAGGUGUUAGUGACUAGAUGGAAGAAACAUUGGUUAUAUGGAGAUAAAGUUCUGGAGAAGGCUGAUGGAAAAGGCAAGAAGCGAGAACGUGGAUGGUUUCCACGACAGUGUGCAGUUGAAGUUAUCAAUAAUGGGGAUAUGCAUCAUGAAGAACCAACGAAAAAGAGAGAUUAAACAUUAUGAUUCUUGAACUGUCCAAAGAUUGCAGAAAAAAAGUACAUGGUAUGAAGAGCGUAUGAGUUCCUUGCUAAUACAGAAGCGUCUUUACCUUUACAUGAUUCAGUUGUGUUUGCUGCAGUGAUCUUUAACAGACAUUAAUCAUCUCUGACAUAUUUGGCAGUUUAAAAUAUUUGUUGUGCUUUCAUUUGUGUAAUUUUAAAUGUUUGGUUUUUAUAAUACAGUGUGAUUCUUUUUAAAAGCUUUGAAAAGUCUUUCUGUAUACUUCAAGCUCUAAAUGUUCUGUUGAAAAUGUGUCCCUGUAGUUGAUGUUGUAUUACAGUUAAAUGGUUACUGUUGAAAUAAUCGGGUUGUAUCUGUGUGAGAGAAACAUAUUGAUGGACAUCAUUUAUUUGUUUUGAGUUGUCAUUUCUUGAUCACUUUUCAUCAACAAAUUAAAAUAUGAAAAAUUAGGGCUUUAAAUACUGUGUUCGAUUUAAACUUCUGCUGAAAACUUCUGUAUUUAAAAUGGUUGCUCAAGUGUGGUAUGAAAAAAACUACUGGUACGUUUUAUCUGUGCCCUUUCUUAAAGCUGCAAUAAUAUAUGUAAGUUAUUUUGAUAUAUUUGACUUCCUGUCUGUGUAUAUAAUGAAAUGGAAGUCAGUGUAGAUAAUAUCUUCCAUGAAAGAGUACUGUAUAGCAAACAAGUGAGGACAGACUUUAACAUUCCUCAUCAACUGUGAAUGCGAUAUAUUCAGGACAUUUUAUGUACUGUAUUCAGUUAUCAUUUAUUUUAAAUUAUAUAACUGAUGAACUUAUGUGUGAAUUUUGAUUUAGCUCACUAAUAUUGACACUGGGUAACACAGUACAGUAAUAAUUAAAUUUCUCCAUGUGCCUGUAUAAAGUACAGGCAUAGCUUAUGUCGUCCCUGAGUGUCGGCGUCCAGUAACAGCGAAAGUAAUGUUAAAGUGUUAUGGGUGGUAUCUUAAAAAGUACUUCUGGUACUGAGAUCAGGGUUUGCACUCAUGGAGAACACAUUAAUAUGAGGGGGAUAUUCCAUCGUUGAUUCGGUAUGUACGUAUCAAAUACUGUAAAUUACUUAAUUCUAGACUUAGUGAAUUGUGUAUUAGAAUCAUUGUUAAACAGAACGUUAGGGAUGGUAUCUCAAAAAGUGCUGCAUGUAUUGAGCUCAGGGUUAGCAUGUAUGUACAGCACAGUAGAACAAAGGCGAUCCAUCCUUGAUGGGGUGUGUACAUAUUACAUACCAUAAAUUACUGAAUUCCUGACUUAAAGUAUUGUGUAUUAGAAUCAAAGUUAAACAAAAUGUUAGGGGCUGUAUCUCAAAACGUACGACAUGUAUUCAGUUGGCUUGAAGUUGACAGUGACACAAGGGGGGGGGUGUUCCAUUGCUGAUGCUCUGUGUGCAUAUGUAUUGAGCUGAAGUUUGCAUUCAUGUAUCUGCUAUAGGCAAGCUCAUUGGUAGGCUUGCUACCAUCUAAUAUUUUCUUGGGUUUUAGAUAUUUUUUUUUUGUAUUUAGUUUUACUUUACUUCA
Molecule: messenger RNA, 3243 nt
Organism: Liolophura sinensis
Lineage: Eukaryota; Metazoa; Mollusca; Polyplacophora; Chitonida; Chitonidae
Product: palmitoyltransferase ZDHHC6-like
Exons: 9
Coding region: 539-1708 (389 amino acids)
Molecular function (GO): palmitoyltransferase activity
Source: RefSeq, a predicted model, not a curated record